This is a messenger RNA of Synchiropus splendidus (mandarinfish), 2919 nucleotides long. RefSeq names its product macrophage stimulating 1 (gene mst1). The record is from RefSeq and is a predicted model, not a curated record. Gene Ontology annotation, molecular function: receptor tyrosine kinase binding; serine-type endopeptidase activity. Gene Ontology annotation, biological process: regulation of receptor signaling pathway via JAK-STAT; proteolysis. The transcript has 18 exons. NCBI's taxonomy places the organism in Eukaryota, Metazoa, Chordata, Actinopteri, Syngnathiformes, Callionymidae. The coding region runs from base 146 to 2272 and encodes 708 amino acids.
CGGGGGUUAAAAGCCUUUGUUUGAAUAAGAACUCAGUGCGGUCGCGGGGCUUCUCAGUUUGUUCGGCAUUUUUGGUGGAUUCGUCGUACUUUUCAGUCAGUUUCGUUUUACAUUUUGAAGGAAAUUACUUCAUGUGUUAUCCGCAAUGAGGCUGCUUUUGGUUUAUUUGCUUUCAUUCGGACUGGCGACUGGUGACAGAAGUUCUCUCAACGAAUUCCAGCGCUCUGAAGGCAGAGAGUUGGUUCCGACAGCCUGGAAUUCAGCUCGAGUGUUGCAGUUACCGGGUCACAGCCUGGACGACUGCGCGAGUCGCUGUGCGCAAUCUCUGGACUGCAGAGCCUUCAACUAUGAGACUCGGCCUAACGUCAUGUGUAAACACCUGCCCUGGGUGGGCGAUGGCAGCAACGCUCAGGUCAAGAGGAACGUCAACUGCGACCUUUAUGAGAAAAAAGUCUAUGUCAGGAAGUGCAUCAUGGGCAAAGGGGAGGACUACAGAGGAAAGGUCUUCACCACCAUGAGUGGACUCACCUGUCAGCAGUGGUGGUCCAAGUUCCCUCACGAUCACAGGUGGACACCCACCGCCACCAACGGCCUGGAGUUGAACUACUGCAGGAAUCCUGAUGGAGAUCGUAUCGGACCCUGGUGUUAUACCACCGACCCGGAGCGUCGCUAUGAAAGCUGCAACAUACCUCAGUGCAAAGACGAGGUGUGUAUCACCUGUAAUGGUGAGGACUACAGGGGCCAGGUGGACCACACGGUCAGCGGUCGAGAGUGCCAGCGCUGGGAUCAGCAGUCCCCACACCAACACAUCUACCAGCCAGAGAAAUAUCCAGACAAGAGUUUGGAUGACAACUACUGUCGCAACCCUGACGCCUCUCCGGUUCCCUGGUGCUACACCACCGACCCGGAGGUGGAGAGAGAAAGCUGCGAGAUCAGCAAGUGCACUGAGGCACGUGUGGAGAACAGACAGCGUCCCAGCUUCACCACCAAAUGUUUCAGAGGUCGAGGCGAAGAUUACCGUGGCAAGGUCAAUGAGACUCCGUCGGGUAUCCCCUGCCAGAGAUGGGAUGCCCAGUAUCCUCACGAGCAUCCCUUCUACCCAAAUACAUAUGAAUGCAAGGGACUGGAGGAUAACUAUUGCCGUAACCCAGACGGGUCUGAGGCUCCCUGGUGCUUCACGUCCUUGCCAGAGAUGAGAACUGCUCUUUGUUUGCAGAUCAAACGAUGUGCAGAUGACAUCGAGGCUGAAGAUUGCUACCAUGAAAAUGGGAAAAACUACCGUGGCAUGGUUCGCAAGACCCGUAAAGGCAUCACCUGCCAGAAGUGGAACGUCAACACACCUCACCGCACCAGAAUCAACCCCCGGACACACCCUGAAGCCAAUCUCACAGAGAACUACUGCCGUAACCCAGACGGGGAUCAGCACGGACCCUGGUGCUACACCACCGACCCCAAGACUGAGUUCGACUACUGCGCCAUCAAGCAGUGCGCUGGAGAGAAAGUCUCCAUGACGGAGCCAGUGGAAAAUGUGGAGUUCAGCGAGUGUGGGAAAAGAGACGACCGCUCGCCGACGACCAGGCUGCGGAUCAUCAACGGCAUUCCUGGGAACUCACCGUGGACAGUGAGCCUCAGAGACCGGAAGGGGAACCAUUUCUGUGGCGGAUCACUGGUCAACCCCAGAUGGGUCAUCAGCACCAAACAGUGCUUCUCCUCCUGCUACGUCGACCUCCCCGGCUACUCCGCCAUGUUGGGAACUCUCUUCCGGGAUCCGCAGGAAGGCGAGCCUGGAGUUCAGUCCAUCCCUCUGACCAAGAUUGUCUGUGGACCGUCUGAGUCACAGCUGGUCAUGCUGCAACUGGAAAGUCCGGCUCAGUUCAACGAGCGAGUCUCUCAGAUUUGUCUUCCUCCCGAGCGCUACAUCGUUGCUGAGCAUACCAGGUGUGAGAUUGCAGGAUGGGGUGAGACAAAAGGUACCGGAGACGAGUCCGUCCUCAACGUGGCCCACGUGCCGGUGAUGAGCAACAGGGAGUGCAACAAGUACUUCCGAGGUCGCGUUCGUGAAAACGAAAUGUGCACCGGCUCGUUCCAGGGCGGCGUGGGAGCCUGCGAGAGAGACUACGGUGGCCCACUAGCUUGCCAGAACCUGGACUGCUGGGUCCUGGAAGGGGUGAUCAUUCCCAUGAGACGGUGCGGCCACCCGGGGCAGCCCAACAUCUUCAUCCGGGUCUCUGUGUACGUGGACUGGAUCAAGAAAGUCAUGGAAAUGGCCUAGAGACGCAUCCGACUUUUCAAAGAACAUAGCACCCAUAUAAGCAUGUUGACUAUGAUUAACAUUAGUGAGGAGCUUAAACUGUUUAGUUAAGAUGUUAGUGAUCACAAAGGGUCGUGGAGAACAACAGGAAAUUGUCAGUUACAGUGUCAGUUGUGGGGAUUGACUGUUACGGCUCGCCCUGUUGCUGAGCUCCUGAAUACCCCAACCCUCUAAAGAAGCCCCUCCCCUGCCUGUCUUUUGAUGCCGGCCCCCACCUCUAAAGACAUGCCUUUGUGCCUUACGCAGAACUGUAUGCGCUGCACAUUCUUUCCAGUUCUAUAGGAGGAUUUUUGUAACCCGCUCCUGAUGAGCCCACGGAAUUCAGCUUAAACAAACCUCAAGAUCGUAGUCCGGCGGAACCUCGGAGCCGCCGGCCUGCAGAGUCUGACUCAACUGAAGUCAAGCGCCUUCUUCACGCCAGACCCCUCUUUUACAUAUGGUCUUCUGUUAUGACAAUCAAAAGGUAGUGACACAUUCAUGAAGCGAGAUAAGCAGAAAGAUUUAUGCAUCUACUUCCAGCCAGUAAAUGUCAGAGCUGGUGACUGUUGUUUUGAUGCGCGUGAUCAACAUGGGGAAGCAAGCAUUUCUAAUAAACACUGCUGCUACAA